UAGGCAGAAGUCCACGCACCAAGUGAGCGAGUGGGUCAUCCCCUCCGUUCUCAAACCCUAGUUAUACGGAAAGGACUCUUUCUCGGGACGAUAUCUUCUUGCGCUUUGCCCUACAGAUUCGCAAACUCAUUCCGCACAAACUAUUGUUCCUGACAUUGCCGCUUAACAGGCUCGCGGUGCCUCACUGGACUGUUAGGGCUGCUUCGUUCCUUGCCGAUCGCUGCCGCGCUUUACGAGAUUAACAAGGUGAGGCCGUAGGGGAGGACGCGGAGUAGGCUUGGGAGUGGCAUGAGAGUGGUGUGGCGUUGAAGCGUGGUGUGGAGUGGAGUUGAGAGGAUGGGAGCUCCGGGACCGCCUGGGGGUUUUGAUGCGCAGAAGUACAUGAGGGGUGGGCAGUAUGCUCCGCAGAUUCAUCCCUCGCAGGGUCAAGGUGGGCAUCCCGCGACGUCGGGUGGAUUCUACUCGCAGCCAGUUCCGUCGGCGUUCCCCACCGCGAGCUUUGCCCCGAGUGCGAGCGUUGCGCCGAAGUCGAGUUCGUUCCCCCCGCUUCCAGGCGGUGGGGCGAUGUUCAACGCGGCGAACGUGCCCCAAGGAGCGGGUGCAAUUCCGAACCCAUUCUACUUUGCACGGGAUCGCGGACAGGGGGGUGGUGGGUAUGCGGGGGGCGGUGGUGCCCCCGGUCCGCUGCCUGUUCCGAAAGCGGGCGAUUUUUCGCUGGGUGGCGGAGGUGGCUCCCACCCGUCGCCGACAGCGUCGAGCGCGGCGGGGGCGUCAGUCGGGCAAGAGAGGGGCGCGGUGGGAGUGUCGAGCUCACCGCUGGACGGCGCCCGGCUGAUGGCUCUUCUGACGACACAGUCUGCGGCGGAGGGUGGGGGCGAUGGCGCGGCGGGGAGCGUGGUGCCGGAGCUGGAAGUGGCGGCGUCGGAGGGGAAGUUCGGUGGGGCGAAAGCGCCGGCGAUGACGAUGGCGAGUGCGGGCACGGUGGCGAGCAGCACGGUUCCCGCAGGUUUGCCGAAGGCGCUGCAGGACAGCAAGCUGCCGCGGGGGAGGGUUCUGCAGGGAGAGCGGAUCGUGUACGACGUGGACGUGCGGAGGGCGGACGAAGCGCAGCCUCAGCUGGAGGUUCGAUCGAUCUGCGCAUACGGGUCGGACCCGGAGCCGAUAUUGGGAAGGCAAAUAGCAGUGAACAAGGAUUUCAUCUGCUAUGGGCUACGAGGGGCGAAUAUUCGGAUAAUCAACCCGACAGCAGAAUCGAAGACGCUGCUGCGGGGGCACGGUGAGAGGGUGACGGACAUGGCUUUCUUCGCGGAGAACGUGAAUAAAUUUGCAAGCGCGAGUACGGACGGAAGAGUGUUCGUGAGGCUGAUCGUGGAGUCGCGCGACAAGGAUGGGAAGCCGUUUAUACAGGAUCAGAUCGUGGCAGCGGUACACUUCAUCGGCGACUGGGAGUCGACGAAUCCACGAAUCUGCUGGCAGACGCAGGACACUCUGCUGGUGGCGGUGGGGAAGUACAUAUUGUCGAUGGAUCUGAAGAAGUUGGAGAAAGCGGGUCCCGCGGGGGUUCCGACGACAGAGGAGCCGGUGGUGUGUGAGAUGAAGGGAUUGGUGGAGGGCGUGACGUUGAUCGGGCAGCACGAGGAGGAGGUGACGGAUCUAGCGGUACCGUUGUACUCGCAGAGCCACGUUGCUUCCGCUUCGGCAGAUGGUUCGGUGCGUGUCAUGAGCCUGGGCUUUGGUGGGUUGUUGGUGGCGGUGACGGUGGUGAAGGGGGGGGGGAGGUGGAAAGGGGUAGUGGGGGUGGGGGGCUUGGGUGCAGUGAUGAGCGAGUUAAGCAUGAGGGUUGGUGGGAUGGAUGUGUUGGAGGGGAUGGGGUGGAUUGCCGCGGUGAGUGCAUGGCGAAUGCGGAAGGGUGGUGUGGAAGGGCGGCGAAGUGGAAGUGUAGGGUGGGGGUGGGGAGUAGAGUGGUGUGCAUCUGAGGUGCAGUUGUGGUGGUGA
Molecule: messenger RNA, 1995 nt
Organism: Physcomitrium patens
Lineage: Eukaryota; Viridiplantae; Streptophyta; Bryopsida; Funariales; Funariaceae
Source: RefSeq, a predicted model, not a curated record